Linum tenue is the source of this 4015-nucleotide messenger RNA. NCBI's taxonomy places the organism in Eukaryota, Viridiplantae, Streptophyta, Magnoliopsida, Malpighiales, Linaceae. The record is from the annotation of a GenBank genome assembly.
UUUUUUUCCCUAAGGAGUUGGUUUAAAUAGAAAGGCAGAAACUACCUGAUUUACCAAAGUCUUCAUUUUCUUUCCUGCCCAACGACCCACGCCAAGAACAUCCGAUUAACCUCGAUUUGACGAUUUGCUCAGACCUUCGUUGGAAUGGCAGAAGGGAAGUAACCUUAGAAACCACAAGGAAAAGGAAGGAGAAGUCAAUCAAGAAAGAGCUCCAGAAACCUUGGGUGGAGCUCCGACUAGUGGGAGGACAAAAAUCAGAGGGCGAUCUGUCAAAAAUUGAAGCGAUCUGAAGAAACAACAAAGAUGGAGGGAGUCGGAGCGCGACUGGGACGUUCGUCUACUCGAUACGGACCGACCACGGUGUUUACCGGUCCUGUCCGGCGGUGGAAGAAGAGAUGGGUGCACGUUUUGCCGUCGUCGAAUAAUAAUUCUGCCCACCACAACGGUGGUCAGUUUCAUUCCAAUCUGAAUUCCAACGGUACCGCUGCCACCGCUCCCGGCGCAGCUAAUGGUAAUCACAGUAGUUCGCAUGUCUUGCUUUAUAAGUGGACUCCUUUAACCCAAUCCAAUAACAGCAACACCACCACCACCAGCAAUAAGGAGAGCGGCGGCGUUGCUGUUGCUACCGACGAUGCGCCUGAGGAACCCCAAAGGCGUAAAUGCAAAUACAUCCCGGUGGCUUUGUUAGAGGCGCAGAGAUUAGAGGCUGAUGAAGAAAUGAUUGAUAGUGAAGUUAAACCAAGCGACGGCGAUGGAAUUGCCGAUGACCCAGUUUCUACAUCUGCUGGGGUUGAUGAAAAACCUGAUAUUAAUGAGUCUCCAAAAGAAAGCCAGGAUGAUGAACAGGUGGUACGGCAAGACCUCAAUGAGAGUACCUUAGAUUUGUGCUUAGAAUUGAACUCGCAUGAUCAUGAUUCUGAAUCAAAACCUGAGGAGCUUGGUGAAACAAAAUCCGUUCAGGUUGAUGAUUCGGUUCCUUCUUGAAAGGCCGUGUUAAAUUUGUUUGUUCUUGAUUUGAAGACACUUUAUACCUUGAGUUGAUCAUUUGGUCAAAAGUUUUUGUUCAUCUCAGAGGCAGGCACAUUUGCACUUCCAAUUUGGGUUUCUUUCCUCGGCUGCAGACUUAACAGGGAUUGAUGCUUCAAGAGAGUCAAUAUUUAGAUUUCAGAUGAGUAAUGGCUAAAUUUUAAUCCACCAGGGUUGUUUCACCAUUGACAAUUCCACUUUUUUUAACUCAGAUCUUUUUCGGCUUUUAUGUUGUGAACAUUACCUUCUAUUAUUCUUUUUGUUUAGCAUCUUUUCUGUUGUUCAUUACAAGAGACAUCUAUGUUUUACAUUUACAUCAAUCAUACUAGUCACUAGUCACUGGUCAGUUGAAAGUGAAGUCCAAACAAUGAAAUGCUUUGUUUUGGGAGCCAUCAUUCCUGCAUUAAUUUUUCCUGCUUCUACUUGAUCUGGACGCCAAAUCCUCCGACCCAAACGAAGCAAACCCCAAACCACAAGUAUUUCUCUUUGAAGGGGCUCAGAUUUGUAUUCAAACCUUCCCUUGUCUGAUAAAGCUUCUUUCUUAGCUGUUGGGGAAUAUGGUCUUCUGCUUAUGUUGUUGUAGCUCUGUGGAAGGAUGGGAUAGCUAUGCAUGUACAGGUAUUGACGAUGAUGAUGUUGAUGGUGAGGAUGAUGAGCUGACAGAUACACAGCCUUUCAGCCGUUCAAGAAUGAGGUUGCGGCUAACUAGUCUGGCAUGCGAAGUAAGAGGAAGACCCUAUUUCAUGCACUCGUCAUAGUUCUCCAAAGCACAGACAAUAUCGCUGAAAUCUGGUCGCUUUGAUGGAUUGGCAGCCCAACAACACUUGAUUAAGUGCGCAAGUGCAGGCUGACAGCUUGCUGGCAGUGGGGUCGUUCUUUCUGUCGGAAACAACAGCAAAUGAAGGUGGAUACAAACUUUAGAAAUAGAGAUUGUGGCUUAUUCGAAGACUCAUUACAUGGAUGCACAAGUUUAUUGGCAUAGAAUGAGGGGGAAAUCCACUACAAACAGUGAAAGUCUUUACCUUCUCAGCCACUGCAAAUGCGGCCUGGACUGGAGUCAUUCCUUGAAAUGGAAGCAAAGCCGUGAUGGCUCCCACAAUACAAUCCCAAAGCUAUAGACGUCGACUUUACGAGUGUAAGUUUUCUCCUUGACCAUCUCGGGUGCCAUCCAGCGAUAGGUGCCUUUAUUUCCUUUAGUCUCCUGGCAUUGUGUCUCGAGGCAUGAAGUCCCAAAAUCUUCCACCUUAACACGCAUCUCAUCAUUCAGAAGCAAGUUGUUUGAUUUCAAGUCUCUGUGAAUUACACCUUGUGAGUGAAGGUACUCCAUCCCUCGUGAUAUGUCGAGAGCUAGCCUCAGAACCGUCUCAGUUGAUAGCGAGUAGUGCUCUUUCUUGUUCAGGUACAUUCUGAGUGUUCCUUGUGACAUAUACUCUGUGAUGAUACAGUACACAGGGGGUUUCUUGCAUGCAGCAAUGAACUGAGUAAUGUACAACAACAACUUCAAUAGGACGCAUGAGCUUGAUGGAAAAUCAAAUGGCACAUUUAGCAGCCCUAUAUACCCUGAAAGUUAGGUGCAUUUGAUGAAUCAGAAUCAUGGGUUAUUGUUCUUACAGUGGCCUAUCCUAUAUAAUACUAUUCUCGCUCAGCUAACGACAGUGACCUGCAAUGGCAUCAAUGUCGGUUGCCAACCAGCCGAAGGUAUCAUGCCAUAUGCUGUAGCAGCUUUGUAAGCAAAUGCAUACACAGAGCUCCACGAGAAAGAGGGGAACAGUUAGUUACCUGCACUAUAUUGGGAUGAUAGAGUCGGGAAAGCAGAGCAACUUCAGAUUUAAACUGCUGCUCGAGGACAGAUCUGGUCUCUUCCUUGUGGCUAGGGAUCCUGACCAUUUUGACAGCAACUGCUCUCUGCUUGUAAAUCCCUCGAUGUAUCCUACUGUGCGCCCCAGAGGCAAACUUGUUCCCUAUAAACAGCUGCGAAAGGUCUGCUGUCCACUCCUCUUCGUCUUCCUUGGGAGAGGCCUCCCACGUCUCCACGUUCUCGGACUCCAGUAUCAUGGACCAAGAUUCCAAGCUGUCGAACCUCUUCCCCUCCAUGUUCUCCUCGAAAUUCAGCUGGUGCUCUCUCUACGACAUGGGAGGCAUUCGUAAUCUCCGCUUGCUCCUGGGUUUUCCAAGGCGGAAAGCAGGGAAACAAGAACCAGCCAUUCCAACACUAAAUAACUAACUUUGUUGAACAAGGGGGAAAACAGAGGAUGCAAUGAUCAGAAGAGAGAGCCGUACGUUUUCCUUCUGAAAGUGUGCAUGGAUUUCAGGAAGUGCAUGAACUGAUUCAGAAACAUGGGUUGUGUGGGGAGAUUAUCAACUCAUCGAUUGGAUAGAAGGAGAAGAACGUUGACGAUGAAUCCUCCUGACAAUGGAAGAAAAUGAUGUCUUCGACGUACAAAAACAGAGAGAAGAUUUCAAGCUCUCAUGUCAGGAAAGAAACCCUGCUGCAAGAAUGCAGGAAGGGAGUGGCAAGAGGGUGAAGAGAGAGAUGACGACAUUGCGAGGAGGGAGGUUGAUUGGAUGAGAUUAGAGAGCUGGGUUUUGGAACUGAAAUGGAAAGCAAAAUGAUGAAUUUCAGGGACGUCUCGUCCCUCUCGUGAUUGUCUCAUCUGAAAGUUGUGCCUUUUUAGUUGGAAUGGAAGGAAAGGAAAGGAAGGCAGCUUUUUCCUCUUCCUUACGCCCUCUCUGCUUUACGUAUUCCUUCUACAAGUUCUAGCCCGGUAAACCCCUUCUCCAGUUCUCCCUUCCCUCCCUCUAGUCUGAUGAAUGGUUGGACUGAUUAAUUAUGUAAAGUACAUGGACAUCAAUGUCGACUGUAGCUAAUGGCUAAUUAUUGUUUGGGACAGUAAUUCAAGAACUGAGUUCAUAUCAAGCUCCAUGAAUUUUAGGGUAAAGUAACAUGGAUACAUAUACUGUAAGUCUGUAACGGUUUCAUAAGUAGUGU